AUGUCUGAACAGGAAAAGUCGACCACCCUCCAGGUGAACGUGAGCAAGGGCUCGUCGAACUCGUUCGACGUGGCCCUCGAGAAGGAUGCCGGCGGAGCCGGCGCCACGACGCUGCAGGAGGUGAAACACUACACCCCCAGCGAGAUCGAGAGCAGCGGCAAGUUCUACGACAAGAGAUACGUGCCCUUCUUGCCGGCCUACUCGAACGCGACGAUCCAGAUCGUGAUGCUUGCCUUCGUCGUGUUCAUGACGCCGGGCAUGUACAACGCCUUGACCGGUAUCGGGGCGUCCAUCAGCGGACCCGACGGAGUCAAGACGCAGGACAACUCCACCGUCGCUCUCUACUGUACCUUUGCCGGUCUCGGCUUCUUUGCCGGAACCUUCUGCAACUUGAUGGGCCCACGCUACUGCUUGAUGUUUGGCGGAACGGGCUACCUCAUCUACGCAGGCUCUCUUUUGAGCUACAACCACAACCAGAACGCCGGCUUCGUCAUCUUUGCCGGCGCAUAUCUCGGUCUCUGCGGCGCCUGCCUCUGGGCUGCCCAGGGCUCCAUCAUCAUGUCCUACCCAACUGAAGAGAAAAAGGGCAGGGGAAUCAUGAUCUUCUGGGUCAUCUUCAACCUCGGCGCCGUCAUCGGUGCAAUCAUCCCCUUGGCCAACAACAUGCACUCCGACUCCUCCACCGUCAAGGACGGCACCUACAUCGCUUUCAUGGUCCUUAUGGGCUGCGGUAGUGUCAUCGCCUUCUUCAUGUUGCCAAAGGAAAAAGUCUGGAGAGACGACGGCACCAGAGUCGUCGACAAGGCGCUCCCUAACUGGAAGUCGGAGAUUUUGGGCUCCUUCAAGUUGCUGAUUAAAGAGCCAAAAAUCCUCAUCAUGUUCCCUAUGUUCUUUGCCUCCAACUGGUUCUACACAUACCAGUUCAACGAGUUCAACGCUGGCCGUUUUAACAUCAGAACCAGAUCCUUGAACUCCUUGCUUUACUGGUUCUUCCAGAUGUUUGGUGCCGUUAUCAUGGGUACCAUCUUGGACCUCAAGUGGUUCAGGAGAAGUGUUCGUGCCAGAAUCGGAUGGGGAUUUCUUUUCUGCAUUUCCAUGGCCAUCUGGGGUGGAGGUUACAAAUUUCAGAAGAGUUUCACCAGAGCCGACGUCACUGCAGACGCAAACGGCACCAUCAAAAUUGCAACAAUGGACUUCAAGGACGGUGCAUACAUCGGCCCAAUGUUCCUCUACAUUUUCUACGGUAUCUUUGACGCUAUGUUCCAGAGUUACUGCUUGUGGCUCAUGGGAGCACUCUCUAACGACAGUGAGAAAACCGCCUACUACGCCGGCUUCUACAAGGGUAUUCAAUCUGCUGGUGCAGCCGUCGCUUGGAGACUCGACGCUUACGGCACCGCCUACAUGAGCAUGUUGGCAAGUUCCUGGGCUUUGGUACAGGGCUCUAUGGUGGUGGCCAUUCCUCUCGUCUUCUUCAUGGUCUCAGACCACACCGAAGAGGAACCAGAGAGAAUCCUCGAAGAAGACGAGUUCAGCCCAAUCGUGGCUCUGGCUUCCGGUGAGGGAAGAAUCGUCUAA
Molecule: messenger RNA, 1575 nt
Organism: Pichia membranifaciens NRRL Y-2026
Lineage: Eukaryota; Fungi; Ascomycota; Pichiomycetes; Pichiales; Pichiaceae
Exons: 1
Coding region: 1-1575 (524 amino acids)
Source: RefSeq, a predicted model, not a curated record